UUUCUGAUUCACAACACCAAGCUUGCUAGUUCGCCGACAUCCUACCAUUAAUGUUACAAUUUAUACCUUUCUUUAGGUCUGAAUUCGCCGUAAUGUCGUCAGAUAGCUAGCUAAUGAACGACACUAACGGAUUCGGUGGUCGGUGUUGUGAUGUUUUGAAAGUGAACCGGAGGAGCUCUGCAGGGAUUCCAGUUGUCAGCUCUGCGAAGCAUGAAUGCCCUGACUUCGGCAGAGGCCGGAAAUGCCGCCCUGCCAAUGCAGACAACGGAUUGACCACGCAACUCCUUUUACUGUACACUGUUUUAACCGGCUUUAACACAGUUGCAGCCGACAGUAUUUUUCAGUGACGACACGUUUGGCGUCCGUCUUCCGUUUUACACACGGGUGUUCGGAGACGCAGGUGGUUAAUUGGCACAGAAGAUGGCCCCUACUAAGAUGAAACUGCGUGUCCGGCGGAAGGAGAGCGGAGGUGCAGGAGGUCAGGAACAGGAAGAGACCUCUAAGACCUCCUCUCAGUCGGUUUCGGCCGAGGCGUCUCCUGACUCUAAAUGCCCAAUCUGUCUGGACCGCUUCAACAACAUGUCUUACCUGGACAGGUGCCUCCACCGCUUCUGCUUCCGAUGCAUACAGGAGUGGAGCAACAACAAGGUGGAGUGUCCGCUGUGUAAGCAGCCGUUCUCCUCCAUCCUCCACUCUAUCAAGGCCCAGGACAACUUUAAAGAGUUUACUCUCAGACCGGCACCUGUACCUGGAGAGAACGGGACCGCAAUGAUCGCAGCUGCCGAAGCAGCCGCCGCUGCCUUGGUGACCGCCAGGGUGGGCGAUAAUCAGGGAGAACGAAGGAGGACGCGGAGAAGAGGAGGAGGAGGAGGAGGGAGAGAGAGGAGACAGUCAGGACGACUGUGGAGAGGGAGGGGACUCUCUUCUGCUCCUUCCCCUCCUCUCCCCACUCUUCAUCCCCCUCCUCUACCCCGGCCCGAUGAAGGAGGGAUGAGAGGAGAGAUGGAUGGAGAGGACCCGGGGGUGAUCUUUGAAGGGCUGACUGGUGUGGCCGCACCCCCCCCUCACGACCGAGGGGUACAGCGCCUCAUGGUGCGGCUGGCUGCUAGGCGACGGUCCCAGAGAGAGGGGCGCUCCGCAAGACUGCUCCGACCACGGGAGAUGCUCUCCUUUCGCCGGGCUCUCUACCGCAGUGGCGUACGUGUCAGGAACGGUCGCGGCAGUGGCGAGAGGCCCCGUGACAUCACGGCGGCAUUUUACCAGCGGAACCCGGCAGGUCUCCAUAGACUCCUCCCCUGGUUACAGCGGGAGCUGACGGUGCUGUACGGCGCCCACGGCUCAUUGGUCAACAUCGUCCAACGCAUCAUCACAUCGCGAAUCACACGUCACGACAUGGAGGGAGGGGGCGGGGCCAUCCAGGACGAGCUCCGUCCCUUCCUGCUGGCGAGGACUGAUCACUUCCUCCACGAGCUGAUCAGUUUUGCCCGUUCCCCUCUCAGUUUGGAAGCGUAUGACCAGCUGGCCAUCUACGACCCUCCAGCGCCGUCCUACGAGGACAGGAUGACAUCAUCUAGCGACACUGACGACUCCGUCAUCGCCAUCUCGGAUGAAGAGGAAGAGGAAGGAGGGUCGAUGGGAGGACGGGAGAGACGGCCGGUGUCGGUAGCAGGAAGUAGCGCUCUGAGCCAAUCCGCUUGGGACGAUGAAACACCAGGACCCUCCUACUCUACAGCUGAGCCGUCCCAUUCCCCCAUGCCGCUGUCGAUCAGCCCUGGGGGGCGGGACUCUGGUCCAGUGGGAGCCAAUCAGCAUCCUGCUCAGGACAUGACAGCGGCAGGAGAUGAGGAGGAGGAGGAGGGAGAACAGUGUAUGAUCGUGGGGUUUGUUAAAGCCAUGGCUGAGAGAACUCCUGAACUGGUCCAACUCUCCUCUGACCCCUCAGACGAAGAGGAGAAAGAGACUCUUCCACUUCCAGCACUACCCCCUCUCUCUCUCGCUAUCUCUCCUCUGUUUAAAAACACCAGCACAGAGAGACAGGGAGGAGUGGGGGAGAGCGGAGUGGGGGAGGGCGGAGUGGGGGAGGGCGGAGUGGGGGAAGGGACUGGGGAGAGGGGACUGGGGGAGAGCGGACUGGGGGAGAGCGGACUGGGGGAGAGCGGACUGGGGGAGAGCGGACUGGGGGAGGGAGAGGGAGAGUUCUGA
This is a messenger RNA of Coregonus clupeaformis (lake whitefish), 2202 nucleotides long. Its product is annotated as E3 ubiquitin-protein ligase Topors. Gene Ontology annotation, molecular function: ubiquitin protein ligase activity; metal ion binding. Lineage: Eukaryota; Metazoa; Chordata; Actinopteri; Salmoniformes; Salmonidae. The record is from RefSeq and is a predicted model, not a curated record. The transcript has 10 exons. Gene Ontology annotation, biological process: protein monoubiquitination; protein polyubiquitination. The coding region runs from base 421 to 2202 and encodes 593 amino acids.